Striga hermonthica is the source of this 1511-nucleotide messenger RNA. NCBI's taxonomy places the organism in Eukaryota, Viridiplantae, Streptophyta, Magnoliopsida, Lamiales, Orobanchaceae. The record is from the annotation of a GenBank genome assembly.
AGGGCUGGGUGGGCCCUCUACAGUUUCCCAAAUACGAGAGUCAUGCAGGACUCACCACCCAGCCUUUGUAUUCCUUUCAAAAACAAAAAAGCAAGCUGGUUUUGUCAAAACAGUGGUCAGAAAGCUUGGAUUUGAUAACAGAUGCUUGAUAGUUAAUCCUAUUGGCAGCAGUGGGGGAUUGUUAUUGAUGUGGUCAUUGGAGGUACACAUCCAUCAAAUAAUGAACACUGACUUUUACAUUGCGGUGGAGUACUCACACCAAAACACAGAAAAAGCUUGGGGGAUCUUUGUAUAUAUCAAUACCUGUCAACAAACUAGGCAUGAUCAAUGGAAGCAGCUGGAAAGGGACAAAGCUAGUUGGGGAUCAAAAUGGUUUAUAAUCGGUGACUGGAAUGAUUUACUGAGCAGAGAAGACAAGAAAGGAGGGAUCCCAAGAUCUGAGAGAAGCUUGCAAGGAUUUAGAGACUUCAUUGAAGCCAUGGAGGUGGAAGAAAUCAGAAUGGUGGGCUACAGAUAUACAUGGUGCAAUAACAGAAGCUCUGAGGGCAUGGUAGAAGAAGCCCUAGAUAGAGGAUUUGGCUCAAUGGACUGGAUGGCUGAAUUCCCCAAUGCAUCUAUCUUGACUAAGGCAAGAAGUGGUUCAGAUCACUCCAUGAUACUCCUCACCACAGGAAAUAAGCAAGGGAAAACAAAGAGCAGGUUCCACUUCGAUAAGAGAUGGCUAUCCAAAGAAGGCAUCAAGGAGGUGGUGCAAAAAGCCUGGCUAAUCCCCACACAUGGCACUCCAUUCUACAAGCUUAAAGAGAAGAUUAAAAACACUAGGAAGGCUCUAUUAAUAUGGAGUGCCAAUUUUAAAACUCAGAACCAGUCUCAAAUUGACAGCCUUACAAAGAAGUUAGAAGCUCUUCAAGAAGAUAAAAUCAAUGAAAACUGGGAAGCUUGGAACUCCACCAGAAAAGAACUGGAAAAGGCCUACAAGAUGGAAGAGAUUUUUUGGCAACAGAAGGCCAGAGUUCAUUGGCUCAAAGAAGGAAACAAGAAUACAAAAUUCUUCCACGCCUAUACACUAUCCAGGAGAAAACAAAAUGCAAUAACGAGGCUGCUCAUACACACAAACAGAGAAUGCACAACCCCACAGCAGAUUAAAGCUCACAUUGUUGAUUUCUAUUCAACCUUAUUCUCAUCAGAAGGGUCAUGGGGAGGUGACUCAAUACUAUUUACAGGGCAAAUGGUCAAUAUGCAGAAGUCAACAAUUUUUUUCAGCAGAAAUACACCUGACUACCUGCAAGAAAGAAUAUGCCAUACCCUGCAAGGCAUAACUGCUCACAAAUCUACCAGGUACCUAGGGCUUCCCCUAGGAAUUGCUAAAUCCAAAAGGGAAGCCUUUCAAUUUAUAUUAGAUUCAGUCAAAUCAAGGCUUCACAGUUGUAAAUCAAAGCUACUUUCUCAAGCAGGCAAGGAAGUGCUACUAAAAGCAGUAAUUCAAUCAUUGCCAAUAUAUUCUAUGUCUU